UAACAUAUAGUAAACCGCAUUGGCACUGGGUCCGCUUGUGAUCAAUAUGUCCACGUGACCUCUCGUUAGUCAGUCGCGACUCGCGUAAUUGCAAAUGCAAAAUGUCUGAAGGAACGCUUGUGUUAAAAAUGAAGUCAUAAUAUUUUGUUAACAGUUUGUAGUGUUCUAGUGUAAAAUGCCUGCGUCAAUUGGUGUUAAUUUACGUGUGACGGGCCAUUGUAGCCAAGGCGGGAGAAAGUAUAUGGAAGAUUUGUUUUCUGUUGCUUAUCAACAAACCGAGGACGAGAGAGAUUUGGAGUAUGCCUUCUUUGGAAUUUACGAUGGGCACGGCGGGAGCGAGGCCGCAGCUUUCGCGAAGGAGCACUUGAUGGACUCUAUUGUGAAGCAGCGUCAGUUCUGGUCGGACAACGACGAGGACGUGCUGAAAGCUAUCAGGAAUGGUUACAUGUUGACCCACUUGAACAUGUGGAAAGAGCUAGAGAAAUGGCCAAAGACUGUAACAGGAUUACCGAGCACUGCCGGCACUACGGCCAGCGUAGCUUUUAUAAGGCGAGGGAAAAUAUACAUUGGCCAUGUCGGGGAUUCUGCAAUUGUACUUGGUUACCAGAAAGAAGGGAGCGAGGAAUGGGGUGCGAAGCCCUUAACAUCAGACCACAAACCCGAAUCCAGCGCGGAAAUGGACCGCAUCCAAAGAUGCGGUGGCAAAGUGGUCUCCAAAGCAGGAGUUCCAAGAGUUGUAUGGAAUAGGCCCCGCCAAGGGCACAAAGGACCUAUCAAGAAGAAUACCCCAAUGGAUGAGAUCCCAUUCCUGGCUGUGGCCAGGUCCUUGGGUGACCUAUGGAGUUAUAAUACACAGAAUGAUGAGUUCAUAGUCAGUCCGGACCCAGAUGUGGGAGUGCUGACUAUAGAUCCUACAAAAUUUAGGUGCUUAAUAUUCGGAACAGACGGUCUAUGGAACAUGAUAUCACCAGAGGGCGCUGUGAGCCUAGUGCAGGCGACGGAGAGACACAACGAGGCAGCACUCGUUGGCGGCUCUGCUAACCAGCCGAGAGACUGGCUGAACCCGUCCAAGAGCUUAGUUGACCAUGCUCUUGAGAGAUGGUCGAACACGCGCAUGCGCGCCGACAACACGUCCGUGGUGACGCUGAUGCUGGACCCGCCCGGGCCGCCGCGCGCCACCGUGCUGCGCGCGCGCUCCCGGCCCGCGGCGGCGCCCCUGCCCCAGCCGCCGCCCGGGGCGGAGCCCGAGCCCCGGCCCGUGCCGCAGAACGGCCUCACCAUCAUGACCCGAUACUCGGACGUCGACAGCAAUAAGCCUGCUACCCCUGAGACCACUGAAAGCAGCAGAACACCCCUACCUCCGUGUGCAACCCUCGACGGGCGUUUCUCAACCGGCAGCGACGAGCGCGGCGAGAAGCGCGAGCAGGACGGCGACGCGAUCGCCAACUACGGGAACCCGGCCGAGUCCUACUUCAUCGCUCGCCUUCUCCAGCGGGCCGGGCUGGUCAACACCCUGUCCUCGGUCACGAGGGAGCUGGCCGGCGAGAGGAGGGAGCCGCCCGAACCGGAGCCGACCACCGUGCUCCCGGAGCCCGAGGCGGAGAAGGCGCCGCCGCCCGACGUGCCCGCCGACCCCCCGGCGCCCGCGGCCGAGGAGCCCAAGGCCGACGGCGACGACGUCGGCAUACAGAUCAACGAGGUGUCCUCCAGCUCGCCCACGGAGGGCCCGCCGCGGCCGCGCGGCCGCCGCCCGAGGGCCGAGGCGAGGCGCGACGCGCCGCCGCCGCCGGCCCACGACCGCGUGCUGCGCUCGCACGACGCCGAGCCCGCGCCGCGCCCGCACACGCGGCAGGCCGGCGGCCGCGCCCGGCCCGCCGCGCCGCCCGCCGACCGCGUCGUCAUCCUCAGCCGCCGCGCGCCGCCCGCGCCCGCGCCGCCGCACCGCCCGCCCGCCGCGCCCGAGCCGCGCGCCACCCGCUCCGCCGCGCCCGCCCCCGCCCCCGCGCCGGGAAACUCGGCGCGCGCCCCGGCCCCGGCGCGGCGGGCCCCGGCGCGCCCCGCCCCGCCCCCGCGCGGCUGCUGCAAGGAGAACCGCGCCCGCCCCGCCCGCGCCGCGCCCGCCGCCCGCCGUGAGCCGCCCGACCCCGCGCCCGCGCCUCACGCCCCCGCCGCCGCCGACUGCCUGCGCGCGCGCGCGCUGCGCUCGCGCAACGACGCGGCCGAGCCGGCGUGCGCGGCGGGCAAGCGGCGCGCGGCGGCGGCGGACGGCGGCGCGGCCAAGGCGCCGCGGCUGGACGCGGGCCGCGCGCGCCUGGCGGCGGGCGAGCGCGUGGCGCGCGCGCUCACCAAGCGCGCCUCGGGCCCGUGGGCGCCGGCGCUGGCGCUGCGCAACCGCCUGCGCCGGCGGCUCGCCAAGUGACCAGUGUAGUGUCAUCACCUGUCAGUGCGGGGACGACGGUGCCUUCUAGUACUGCCGAAGUACUCUUUGACUUUUCAUAUUUUAUCGCCCCGGGCGGGCGGGAUCCAAAGAUGACCGCGUCGGGGCCGGCUAGACUUCCGUUGUUGAUUUUUAUUUUUAGCGCUCCGCUCGCGGGCCGCGGUCGACGCCGCGCGGCGAACGAUAGUACAAAGAGUAUAUUGAAUAUAAACGUAAGUUUAACUCGUGGACCAGACGGAAUGAAUUAGCCCCGAUAGAUAUUUAUUUAUGCGUAUUUCCGGCCGGUAUCGUCCUGCAUUUAUCUUUAAGCGUGUGAAAAUUAAAUUUUCACCCCCGAGGCUCCGCGUCCCCUCCGAACCUUACGAAGCGUGAGUCAGAUAUAUAGUUCCCCCGUUAUUUUCGAGAUGUCGCGCCGGGGGAACCUUGCGCAAUGAUAUAUAUUUACCCUUUAAUUAUAAUAGUGAAAUUAUGCAUACUAUACCAAGAGUGCUUUUCUCAAAAUAAUGUAGUAAGUUUAAUAAGAGUGCUAUAAAUAUUUAUAUAUUUGAAGUGUACAGAGAAAUGUACAGUUUGAAACAAAAUUUUCGUAUUGACAUAAAAAGGCAAUUUUUAGUUUUGAAGUAACUUAGUUAUUGGAGUUGUUAUUCUUUUAGGAAAAGAAUUCUUUUAUGUACUUCCUUCCUAGCUCUAUCCUUUAGAGAUGAGAGUAGCUAGUUUGACUUAAAAUGACAUCUUAUUUUGUUACGGAAUUCUUAUUAAGAUAGACAUGUUAGACAUAUCCAUGUAACUUGUAUUUGUCUUAAUGCGCCUUCCAUAUUAUUACAUAGAAUUGUGUUUUCAGUUAGGACCUAGACCAAUAGAAAAAAAUACGAGGAAUUAUUGGCUUAUUAAGCCACAGUCGCAGUAAAGAGAAAAAAGUAGAAAUUUUUAAUAUAACCAACUUUAACAAUAU
Molecule: messenger RNA, 3389 nt
Organism: Cydia amplana
Lineage: Eukaryota; Metazoa; Arthropoda; Insecta; Lepidoptera; Tortricidae
Gene: Pp2C1
Exons: 6
Coding region: 176-2419 (747 amino acids)
Biological process (GO): negative regulation of gene expression, epigenetic; peptidyl-threonine dephosphorylation
Molecular function (GO): protein serine/threonine phosphatase activity; mitogen-activated protein kinase binding; cation binding
Source: RefSeq, a predicted model, not a curated record